CUUUUAUUCUGUGUUUUCAAUCUUACGUUGUUACGUUGGUUGCUUCAUAGUCGAAUUUUAUUAUAGUUAAUUUAUUGUAAAACUAUUGUAGGUACUGUGGAUGCGACUUAUCAGAGAAUAAUUAUUUGUUUCCUGGAUGUUUAUACCAUUCCUACAAGUGAUUUAGACAACAUAUUCUUUCAUAAAUACCAAAAUUAAGGCAUUAUUUUCCACGAUUAUGCCAAUCACUAAACGGAAAAAUUCGCCAGAGAAAGAAGAACUUCUCGAAAACGGCGACACUUUGGCAGAAAUUGGUUCAAGUAAUAUAAAAGGUGAUGAAGUUAAUAUUGCGGUUUUGCUAUUUUUAUAUACCCUUCAGGGCAUACCGCUCGGAUUGGCAGCGGCAGUCCCUAUGCUUUUACAAAACCGUGGAAUAACAUACACGCAACAGGCUGAAUUCAGUUUGGUAUACUGGCCCUUUAGUCUAAAAUUGUUAUGGGCACCAGUAGUUGAUGCUUUUUACUGGCCAAAUUUCGGAAGGCGUAAGACAUGGCUUGUGCCUGUGCAGUACUUAAUUGGAUUGGUCAUGAUAAUUAUGUCUAGUAAUGUCACAGGGUGGCUUGGUUCAGAGACUGACACUCCAUCCAUGAUGUUGUUAACUUCGUCAUUCAUGUUUCUUAACUUUUUGGCUGCAACUCAAGAUAUUGCUGUAGAUGGUUGGGCUCUUACUAUGUUAAAAAGGUGUAAUGUAGGACAUGCAUCUACAUGCAACACGGUUGGACAGACAGCAGGCUACUUUUUGGGUUAUGUUUUAUUCUUGGCACUUGAGUCGCCAUACUUUUGCAACAAAUAUCUUCGUUCUGCCCCUGAAGACACAGGCAUGGUCACGCUCGCUAGUUUCCUCUUAUUUUGGGGAUGGAUAUUUAUCGCAACAACUACUCUAAUAGCUAUAUUCAAACACGAAGCCAAUGAGGAUACUACAAACAAUAGACAAAACCAACCCAAAAAUAUGAAAGACAUUGUAAAUGCAUACAAACAAUUGUAUACUAUUGUGAAACUGCCAGCAGUACAGACUUUAGCUCUUGUAUUAUUUACUGCAAAGUUGGGAUUUUGUGCCAGUGAUGCCGUCUCAGGAUUAAAACUUGUUGAAGCUGGAGUGCCGCGAGAAGAUUUGGCAUUACUUGCAGUGCCAUUAGUGCCAGUGCAAAUCAUAAUGCCAGUGAUACUAGCCAAACACACAACUGGGCCUGCUCCUUUCACAUUGUGGCUAAAAGCAUUUCCAUUGAGAUUACUAGUAGGACCAUUAGUCGCCUUGUUGGUGGCUUUAACACCAAGUCUACUCGGAGACUCUGGACCUUCUUACUCUUACCUCUUCAUCCUCAUGUCAUUGUAUGUAUUCCAUCAGACGUGCCUGUACUGCAUGUUCGUAGCGGUAAUGGCUUUUUACGCCAAAGUAUCAGAUCCCACAGUAGGAGGGACAUACAUGACACUGCUUAACACAGUAUCAAAUCUAGGCACCAAUUGGCCCAACACACUCGCUCUAUGGGCCAUUGACCAUCUCACAUUUAAACGGUGCACUGCUCCUUUGAAUGACAACACCUGUUCUUCUGUAGAAGAAACAGAGUUAUGUAAAAGCGCGGACGGCACAUGCGAGAUACGAAUGGACGGUUUCUACAUAGAGACCGUACUAUGCCUAAUAGUGGGAUACCUGUGGCUUCAAUGGGGUCGGCCGACCAUCAAUAGGCUACAGCGAUUACCUCCCAGCGCCUGGCAGAUUGGACGCAACAGAUAAGACUGAUAUUUCUUACAUACAUGCCAGCGUUGCCAGACGUCCCGAUUUUUAAAUCAAAAUUUAAUGUCCCGCGCAGGACAGGCUCAAUCCCGCUUUUCGGGAAUAACUCGACCGUGCGUGCAACGUACUGAGAAAGCACGGGCGGGUGGCACAGACAAGAGUGGACUGGCCGCCUGCCCAGUGUGUAAUGAAAUAAACAUUCAAUAACUUUUGACUAUAUAGGUUUUUUUUACUAUGUCCCGCUUUCGACGAAAGAAUCCCACUUUUUUUCACCCAAAAAGUUCCUAAAUCUCGACUUGGCAAAAAGAAAAUCUGGCAACGCUGACAUUUAUCACAUUCCAUUCCCAUUGACAUUGGCGAAGCUAGAGAUUUAACUUGGCUAUCCGUGCUUGCUAUUUGUAAACAUGACAUCAGUCUGUCCUUUUCAUUCCUUGUAGAGCGUGAUAAGGACAAACUGAUGUCAAGUUUAUAAAUAACAAACACGAAUAAUCAAUUGAAGUGCCGACAUAAGAAAUAACUACUCAAGAUAAGUAACCUAGGAAAAAAUUGUAUUCACUUACGGCGAAAUGAUGUUGCGAAAUUGUGAUCGAAUUUUGUAAAACGUACCUUUAUUAUUAAGUUUCAAAACAAAACUGGUAAUAAUUCAUAGCUAUAAGGCAAAAUAAUACUUUUUAAUGCCAGUUUUGUUUUAGGUGAAAUCUGAAACGUAACAUGGUUAAAAUAUAAUAGAGAUAGACAAAAAGUCAUAAUGUCAGGGGCAAGUAAAAAUAAGUCAAAUUUAGUUCAAUUACACCUAAGUGAUUUAAGACUCAGUCUUAUUUAGUUUUAAAUGAUAGGAAUCAUUCGUUAUUUUAGUAUGUUAUGUAUUUUGUUAUUGUAAAUUUAACCGAUAGCAUUUUAUAAUUUUACCUCCAUAUCCAAUUUCAUGAUCUUGAUAACAAUUCCUCAUUUAUGUAUCAAACAAUUAUAAAUUGAAUAAAAGCUUGUAAAAAGGUAAAACUCGUAGCAAUAAAGAAACAAAUCGAAAAAUAAAUUGCUAGACAUUCUGCGAAAGGGACACAACGUUUUUCCGGUAGCGUUCCGUACCUACACAAAUUCUGGAAAAACGUCUCAGAGGCUGAAUGUAAUUACGAUUUUCGAUGUAUUUCUUUAUUGGCGUGAGUUUUAAGUGCCUAUUGACAUUUUAUUUCAAUAAUUUAUACGAUUUAUCUUGUUUCUAGAUGUAAAUAAGAUUUUAUAUAAUUUUUAUGGGUAUAGUGAUUUUCAUUGGUUGUUGUGUAUGUAUAUAUUAUUUUAGUAGAUAAAUUAUUAUUAGAUUAAUAUUUCGUUGGCUGAUGAGCAGUUUAAAGCUUAAGUCUGAAUGUGUACUCAAAUCCAAAUUUCACCGUCAAUCUUCAAUCAAAUGCCCAUAUCCAUCAUUUUCACUUUAGUACCAAAAUAAAAGAACUAGCGUGAUAUCCUUGAUAUAGCCUAAUAGGGAUGAUUAACUUUUUUCUCUUCAUCCAGAUCAGGUGGAUUAUCAAAAAGUGUUGGACACAUAUUCUUUUAUUUUUUCACAUAAUCAAAACGUUACAGAGAUAUUUUGAUUUGAAAUGUCGCAUGAUGUCACGUCACUCCUAAACUUUGACGCGCUUGUUCUUUGUCAUUUUUUGGUUGAUUGACCAAAGAAAAAAUAAAUGUCCAUCUUUUUGAUAAUCUAACUGACGGACCAAAUAGAAUUUAGUUUACUUUACCCUAUCAUUAUCCCUCAUCCCUAUUAUCGAUUUAUAACAAGACUAGCGAUCCGCCCUCGCUUCGCUUCGGUGUGGACUAUAGUUUUUGCUCUCGAGCUUAUAAUACAUAAACCUUCAUCUUGAAUCACUCGUAUCUAUUUCUAAAAACUGCAUUAAUCCGUUCCUUAGUUUAAAAUAUCUAGCGUUAAAACAGCGGGAGCGUCUUAUUUUAUAGACAGAAAGUAAUUCUGAUAAGAACCUUUUAGGAAACAAUAAAAUAAAAAUAAAUUCUGAAAAUAACUCUUUAUUUAAACAAUAUCAAUAGUAAUUACGUUUCGAAAAUUUCAAUUCGUCAACGUUCGCAGCGUAAGGAGCUGCCGGUCGUGGUUAUGUCGUAUUAUCUCUAGCCAUUCGUCCAAAUCAUAGGCAGUAAAUGGGGAAAGUCUUUUGUUUUAAACACUUGAGACGAUAAAUUUCCUUAUUUUGUUAUUAAUUAUUGUUGAUAAUCUAUACUAAUAUUAUAAAGAAGAAAGAUUUGAUUGUUUGUAUGUUUGUUUGUUUGCAUUGAAUAGGCUCCGAAACUGGACUGAUUUGAAAAAUUCUUCCACAUUUAUAAUGCAACAUUAUCCCUGAUGAACAGGCUACAGGCUAGAGAGUAUUUUCAAAAAGUUAGGGUUCCGUAUGAAAACUUCUCUAAUGUAACCCAGGGUGCGAAAACAAUACCAAAAAAUGUCUAUAUCGCUUACGCUGCAGAAGUCAUUGACAAUAGAGCAAAGUGAUGUACUAAAGUUUUAUGGAAGACAUAAAUUUAAAUAUCUACAAAAAAAUCCUCGAUAUCAUGUCUAACUAUCACAGUUAUAACACACUGAGAUCCGCUGUCGUUCGUGUCAAUUUAAGAAAUCAGAAAUCAAUAUAUCUUUAUUCAAAUUGGAUGUAUAGUACAACUCUUUUGAAUCGUCCAAAAUUUUUUUCCCUACCACUCGUUAUGGACAUAUUUCUUAGCUGCGGAGAAAAACGAGCGAAAUAAACUCCACAACAUUAAAAGUCUAAUGUAACAACAUUUACAAAUCAUUAUGUUGUUAUACCGUCAGUACGAUUGUGAUUUAUUUAAUAUAGAAAACCUGUUGGUAUAUUUGGAACAGUAAAAACCCAAGCAUUUUUAUCUGUAACAUAAAGGUUCAUACCGGUUUUUAGUAAAGGUUUCGUUCGGAGCGCGUCCGAAAUGAAAGCGGUACCUAAAACCUUAAACCGGUUUAAUCCAGAGCGACACAUGCACGUGUCGGCAUCGCUUAAAGCCCGUCGCAGACGUAGCUAUGAUAUAUAUUAAUAUAUCGAAAUAUAUAUUAUAGCAAACCACCACAGACGGGAGCUAUACUAUAAUAUAUAUUUUGCCCUCACUCGGUCUGCGGUCGUUUUUGCAAGCGCACGGUUUUAAAGCUUAUUUUCUAGCACAGGAUGUUUUAAUUUUGAAAUAACGUUAUAAUCAAUCUUACCGAAAUGAAUUCGACAAGAGCACUACUUUUAGAUUUAAUUGAAAGUUCCUCAGAGGAUGAUUCCGAUGCUGAAUUUGAUAUGCAUGUUGCCUUGUCAGGAACGAAAAAUAGAACCAUCUGGGUAGAGUGGCAUAGAAAACAAAAGAAAACUUGUGGCGAAUUUAAUUUGUAUCGUGAUUUGUCAUCCAAUAAAUUUGCACAGUAUUUUUUUAGGUGAGGGAGGGUGGGGGAGAAAUGCUCGUGCGCACUGGAGCCGGAGAUCGGACAGGCGUUCAGUGAAAAGUUGAACAUUCCGUAUUAAAAAUAUAUACUAAUAUGCCAAAAUAUAUCCCGUCACUGACGUAGCUAUAAUAUAUAUUAAUAUAUCGAGAUAUUAUAUUAAACAAACUACCACAGACAGGAGCUGUACUAUAAUAUACAUUUUGGCAGGCGUUCGGUGAAAAAUGGAACAUU
This is a messenger RNA of Chilo suppressalis (striped riceborer), 5429 nucleotides long. Lineage: Eukaryota; Metazoa; Arthropoda; Insecta; Lepidoptera; Crambidae. The record is from the annotation of a GenBank genome assembly.